Messenger RNA from Pimephales promelas (fathead minnow), 2550 nucleotides. RefSeq names its product phosphatidylinositol-4-phosphate 5-kinase, type I, alpha, b (gene pip5k1ab). Gene Ontology annotation, molecular function: 1-phosphatidylinositol-4-phosphate 5-kinase activity. NCBI's taxonomy places the organism in Eukaryota, Metazoa, Chordata, Actinopteri, Cypriniformes, Leuciscidae. The record is from RefSeq and is a predicted model, not a curated record. Gene Ontology annotation, cellular component: plasma membrane. Gene Ontology annotation, biological process: phosphatidylinositol phosphate biosynthetic process.
CACGGCAAGACUGUCGUCGACAGUAGCCUAAGCUAUAAGACAACUGUGGAUAUUAAUAGCCUCAAUUCUAUUAUUUGGAUUAUAGUGUAGCCUAAUAUACAGUAUAUAUAAUUUAUGUAUAGGUAGUGGUACGAAAUAUCUCUGUUUGUAGUGGUCUCAAGUAGGUCAGUGACAGUAAAGGGUGCAGCCAGAGAGAGUCAGUCAGUCCGGGCGGAACCGGACACUAGUCUGUCUGAUUCCGGUCAUGGAGCGCGUCCAGUAAACCCGAAUCAAAAUGGCGUCCGCCGGUCCAACCGACAUGGGCUUAUCUGCCCCUCCAGGGUCCAGCGGAGUUCGAAAGAUGACUAUUACGGAGGGGCCAGGAUCAUCUCAGAGUAUGAAGAAGACCAUUGGUCACCGAGGAGUUGACCCCACUGGAGAAACGACUUACAAAAAGACGACCUCCUCCGCCCUCAAAGGUGCCAUCCAGCUGGGUAUCACACACACGGUGGGCAGCCUCAGUCAGAAAGCUGAGAGAGAUGUUCUCAUGCAGGACUUUUAUGUAGUAGAGAGCAUCUUCUUCCCCAGUGAAGGAAGUAAUUUGACUCCAGCACAUCACCACGGUGACUUCAGGUUUAAGACUUACGCCCCAAUCGCCUUCCGUUAUUUCAGAGAACUCUUCGGCAUUCGACCUGAUGACUAUCUGUAUUCUCUAUGUAAUGAUCCUUUGAUCGAACUGUCCAACCCUGGAGCGAGUGGAUCCAUAUUUUAUGUGACAAGCGAUGAUGAGUUCAUUAUUAAAACAGUGCAGCACAAGGAAGCAGAGUUUCUGCAGAAACUACUGCCCGGCUACUUCAUGAAUCUGAAUCAGAACAAGAGAACGCUUCUCCCGAAGUUUUACGGCUUGUAUUGCGUGCAGUCAGGUGGAAAGAACAUCCGUAUCGUCGUAAUGAAUAACCUGUUGCCCCGCAGUGUGCCUAUGCACCAAAAAUAUGACCUGAAGGGCUCCACGUACAAGCGCCGUGCCUCCCCUAAAGAGAGAGAGAAAAGAGUCCCUACUUACAAAGACCUGGAUUUCAUCCAGGAGAUGCCUGAGGGCAUCCAACUAGAACCGGACAACUACAGCGCCCUCUGCAAAACCAUCCAGCGGGACUGCCUGCUGCUACAGAGCUUUAAGAUCAUGGAUUACAGUCUGUUGGUGGGGAUCCACAACACGGAUCAGGCAUGUCGUGAGCGAGCGGCAGUAGAGGGCGGGGGGUCCGAGGGGGCCGUGACACCAGACCACAGGAGGCCGCAGACUCAGAAAGCUCUGUACAGCACCGCCAUGGAGUCCAUACAGGGAGAGGCCAAAGGCAAAGGAACCCUGGAAACAGAGGACCAAUGGGGAGGAAUCCCAGCACGCAGCAGUAAAGGAGACAGAAUACUGGUUUAUAUUGGGAUCAUCGACAUAUUACAGUCAUACAGAUUUAUUAAAAAAAUAGAGCAUUCCUGGAAGGCCUUGGUUCACGAUGGGGACACUGUCUCUGUACAUCGGCCCGGAUUCUACGCUGAGCGAUUCCAGCGUUUCAUGUGCAGCACAGUUUUUAAGAAAACGCUAAAAUCUUCCCCCUCAAAGAAGAGUCGAAGUGGCUGUUCGAGUGUUGUGAGACGGCUUCCUAUGGGAAGCUCUGCUCCGGCCCCUGGCGGACAGACCGUUGCUGACGCCAGACUCGUGUACCGUUCUCACCUUAACCAGUCCGAUACAGAAGGAGAGAGCGGCAUGCAGUCGGGCAGACCGGACCUGCUCCAACAAACCGAUCCCAUGGCAGGAAGCUCUAGUGAGUUUGCAGCAUCAAAUAUGUCCAACUCCUCACAAGGCAGCACAGGAAUGGCAUCAUCAUCUCCUCCUCAAAGGUCAGUAGGGGUGGAGGUGCACAAAUCUGCAGUCACUGAGCCUGACAACAGCGCCCCCCACAGCUCUGGAGCCGAAUGCUUAGAUGAGCAGUUAAGCAACGAAGAUGCCAUUUCUCUCCAAGACAUCAUCCCAGAGACUGACAUUUGUUUUUAAGAGCAGAGCGAUGACUGAAGACGCAGCAUUUAAGCGAGAGAUGGACACACAGAAACUCAAGAGAGACGAAGGGCUAUGCUAUGAGCACUGCUAUGAUGGCGGUUUUCUCUCAAUGGGAGCUUGGGAAAGAACUCAACGUCCUCAGCACAAUGAAGUGUGUUUUAAAAGUGAGUGAGAAACAGGGAAUGAAGAAAAGCCAUUGAGCAAGGAGCUUUGAUGGCUUUUUCUCUUUCUCUUGCACAGGGAAAUGCUGCUAAAACCAGUUUCAACCACAAAGUUAUUGGAAAAUGGAUGUUACGAUCUCAGUCACAUUCUUUACUGCCUUUCUCUCUUAAACUUUUAAAACAGGGCAAGCAGGAUGCACAAACCAAUUUUAGUUUUCUCUGCCUAGCUAGUGCUGGGAGAAAAAACGUGUUACACAGUUGGCACCACUUUAUAUUAUCCUACGUUGCAUAAAUCUUUAUUUAUAUAGGUCUGUAAACCUUUUGAUUCUCUCUUAAAGUAACGGCUGCUAGCGCUCCAGU